Messenger RNA from Tinamus guttatus (white-throated tinamou), 1432 nucleotides. The record is from RefSeq and is a predicted model, not a curated record. NCBI's taxonomy places the organism in Eukaryota, Metazoa, Chordata, Aves, Tinamiformes, Tinamidae.
GAAGAAAAUGCGAACAUUUGUCUCAAUAGCCCAGAGUGCCUGGGGGAUUUUUAUAUCAGAAAGGAAGCCUGGCUGGAAGUACCUGAUGCAGCUCUUUGCAGUUUGCUCUGCAGUUGGCUUCCUCUCAAGUGUUCUCUUCUUUCUUGGCAUAAAGUUCUCCCUGGCACACUGGCCUUUGGAUCCGUUACUGAUUUCUGGAUUCACCUGGAUCACGUUUUCUGCUGCGCUCUGUUCCUCCAAGCACCUGCGCUGUUUCAGCAUCCUGUUCAUCCUUUCCUGCGGACUGCGAGAAGGCAGAAAUGCUCUUAUUGCUGCUGGUACAGGUGUUGUGGUAGCUGGCCACAUCCAAAGUGUUUUCCGCAACCUGAAGGUCCUGGCAGACAGCAUAACCUGCCAUUUGGAGGUUGAGCAAUUUACCUUGAUAAAACAUUACAUUGAGGCAAUAAAAUGGAUUUUCCAGAUGGCCAAGUUUUCCACUGAGCUAUCUAAAGACAUAGUGUCACUAAGUCACGAAUUCACGCCAUCUUAUUCAAUUUCAGAUGACACACUGAAACAGGAGCUAAAUAAUACAAAGCAGGAAAUCCAGAAAGUUGCUAACCAGAUAUCUUUUAUGCUGACUGUACUGCCCUGUAUAGGAAAGAGAGUAUUGCCUAUAAUAGGGAUUUUUCUAGUUCCUUUAGGUACAGGCCUGUUUAUCAAAAAAUUUGUGGGAUCUCACACUGCAAAGUUUAAAAAUACUUAUAUCACAAAACAGUUUGUUGCAUUUGAUGAACAUCAAAGGCAGCAACAAAAACCCUGUGUUCUGCCACUUAACAGAAGUGAAAGAAAAGAUUAUGUGACAAUCCCAUCUUUCUCUCUCACAUGGAAAGAUAGAAAAAACAUGCGACGUUUUCUGCUCCCUGUAAUUAUUCAUCUUUGCAUCUGGUUUCUAUUUGCUGCAAUAGAUUACUUGCUUUAUUGGUUAAUUAUUUCUGUGAAUAACCAUCUCCAAGAAUUGCCAGAUCAAGAGAUUGGGCUCAUCCUCUUUCAGCAAAACAACUUUAUCAUUGGGGAUAGAAAGCUUAUCGUAAAGAAUGACACUUUCAAGAUCUCUUUGUUUAAGCAUGACUGUAUCCCUAAGCCAGAACUUUAUCUGUCUGCAACAUGGAUCCAACUUGGAAUCAUUGUCUUCUUCUUAAUAAUUUUGGGAUUAUUCUCUGGUGUCCUCACUCAAUUUAAAAUACUCGUGUCAACCUCAUUUUAUCCUGACACCGAGAUGAAACGGGUAUGUUAUCUGCAUGCAAAAUUACUCAAGAAAAGAGCAAAGCUGCAACAGAAAACUGUGCAGAAGAAUGCGUUUGCUAGAACGGUUAACUUUUGGUUUCCAAUUCUCAAGGCAACAGUGGCAGUGAGGAAGAAAGAAAGAAAUGUGAUAAAUGACAACACAGUGUGA